Messenger RNA from Salarias fasciatus (jewelled blenny), 1854 nucleotides. It is a transcript of the gene znhit2, whose product is annotated as zinc finger, HIT-type containing 2. The coding region runs from base 119 to 1795 and encodes 558 amino acids. The transcript has 2 exons. The record is from RefSeq and is a predicted model, not a curated record. Lineage: Eukaryota; Metazoa; Chordata; Actinopteri; Blenniiformes; Blenniidae.
AAAAACAUGGCGGCCUCCUAGUCACAACAAACGUAACGCGUUCGUCGGUGCACAUGUUGUAAAUCGACCUUGUCUCGGAUCGCCCGUCAUCCCUGCCGCACUACACCCUCCUGCUCUGAUGAAUCCCGUACUGAGACGGAGACUUCCUCCGUCCGUGAGGAGCCUCCUGACAGACAUUGGCCCGAAACAGGAGUGGACUGAGCCUGAGGACGAACCUGCGGCCAGAGACGGGAUCCUGCUUCCCUCCAGAGGAGCUGCACAGGAGGAGUCUAUUACUCCAGCGAAGACCAAAGAGCAGGAGGAAGGCGGUGGCAGCGCCACCAAGAAGAGCUCAGUCUGCAUGCUGUGUCAACGCAAACCCUCCUGUUACACCUGCCCGCGGUGUAACGUCCAGUAUUGUAGUUUGGCUUGUUACCAAAGCCCGGAUCACACUGUGUGUUCUGAGGAGUUUUAUAAGGAGUCCGUCCUGCAGGAGCUGAAGGAAAUGGGGAAAACAGAAGCUGAGGGCAAAAAGAAAAUGCAAGAGAUUCUUGUGGGCCUCAAACAAAAGGCAGAAGAGACGCACGGCGGGAUGGAAAGUUUGCUAAAACAAGCAGGUGUUGUACAAGAUGAUGAAGAAGACAGAGACGUGACAAAGAAAGUGCAGGCCAUGGAGCUCCUGUCCAGAUUAGCAGAGCAUCAAGAGUCUGGAGAAGAGAGGGAAACAGAAAUUGAUGCUAUUUUGGAACAGCUUGAAGAGAUUGGAGGAGGGGAGCUGCUGUCCGGAGACCCUGAAGAGGAUGAAGGGGAGCAGGACUUGGCUGAUCGGCUCUCGGGACUCGAUAUCGACAAGCUCUCAGAAGAAGAGCUUUGGGCACUUCUCAGCACUAAAGAGAGGGAGACAUUUACUGGUCUCGUGAAGGACGGGGCUCUUGGUGGGCUCAUUCCACUCUGGAAGCCUUGGUGGGAGGAGCAUGAGGAGGGAGAGCGGCUGGUUGAAGAACUGAGUGAACUGGAGAAAGAGAAAUCAGCAGUUACAGAUCUGCAGGACAGCAACGAUGAUGUUCAGCCAUUAGAUAAAGUGAUUCAGGAACAAGACAAAUCUGUGACAAACGUGAAAGAAGUUAAAACAGGGAGCAGAAAGGAAAAGACCAAAUUAAAUGUCCCGAAAAUUUCGGCAAAGAUUCCCAAACUUACUUCCUUAUGUGCAAGUCCGUCUCCUCUUGUUUGUUAUGGUGUAAUUAAUGCACUGUUUGGUUAUGCGUUUACCCUGUCUCUGUUUAAUGGUGACACUGAUUCACUGAUGUUUGAAUUCUGUGACAUGGUUCUCGCUCUGUCUGAGUCUCUGAGCUCAAACAGGGUGUUCAGCUCCAUCCAGGAAGCAUUAGACUGCGGAGAGGCUCGCAUUUUAGGUGGAAGUUACCUCGACAAGGAGGAUCCUUUGGCGCCAGCCCGGACAGUGGAAGCUGUGGCUCACAUCAUGACCGGCAGAGACAGAAAGGACGUUUCAGGAUACUGCCUGGCAGCCCUGAGUCAGCUGAGAUCUGUGCUCUCAAAGGCCAGGACUGCCCUGUCCAAAGAGGGAGAGGAAGGUGCAAAGAGACAGAAGUUUUAUCUGGCAAGCAAAAAGUGUGAAUUCUUUCAAGCUUGGGUACUCGACAAUGGACAUGAGUUUCAUAGACUGGCUGUGGAGUUGUGGAGUGAGCACAGCAGAAGAGAAGCUGUCAAGAAGAACAUGGAGAAGGAGAAAACUCUACUGGAGCAAAACCUAAAGAAGCAGAGAAAGAAAGGGAAGUUGAUUGAAGAAGUGAGCUGAUUCAAAAUGUAUUGAAUGUGUUGUUUGUACAAGUUUUUAAUUCUAAUAAAAACAUGGCA